Molecule: messenger RNA, 1673 nt
Organism: Olea europaea var. sylvestris
Lineage: Eukaryota; Viridiplantae; Streptophyta; Magnoliopsida; Lamiales; Oleaceae
Product: G2/mitotic-specific cyclin S13-7-like
Exons: 9
Coding region: 117-1532 (471 amino acids)
Biological process (GO): mitotic cell cycle phase transition; regulation of cyclin-dependent protein serine/threonine kinase activity
Cellular component (GO): nucleus; centrosome; cyclin-dependent protein kinase holoenzyme complex
Molecular function (GO): cyclin-dependent protein serine/threonine kinase regulator activity
Source: RefSeq, a predicted model, not a curated record
UGCUUGUGCUUUUCACGAGAGAGGGGAGAGAGAUAUAGAGAGAGAGACAAGAGAUUCUUCGGGGGGGAAGCACAGAAGAAAGGGUUUAAGAAGAUUUUCAUUUCCAGGUCUCGAUAAUGGCUUCAAGACUGGUUGUUCAACAGGAAAAUAGAGUAGGCGAGGCAUUACCUGGGGGCGUUAAGCAGAAAAACAUGGCAGCAGAAAGAAAGAAUCGUCCUGCACUUACCAACAUCGGGAAUCGGGUUACGAUUCCUGGCGUCGAGGGCAAACCAGUUCCUAAAGUCUCCCGUCCCGUUACAAGGAGCUUUCGCGCACAAUUGCUUGCUAAUGCACAGGCUGCAGCAGCUGAAAACAAGAAGAAUGCUUUGAUAGCAAAUGGAGCUCUACCUAACCAGAAAGCUAUGGGAAGGAAGGAAGCUCAGAAGAAAGCCAUUGUCAAACCAAGAAAGCCCGAGGAGAUUGUCGAAAUUAGUCCUGAUACAGAAGAAAUUGUUGAGAAAGACGAAGCUCAGAAGAAAGCAACUGUCAAACCAAAAAAAACGGAUGACAUUAUCAACAUUAGUCAUGAUACUGCAGAAGUUCUUAAGAAAGACGAGCCGGUGAAACAAGAAAAGGCCGGAGAAGGGUCAUCGAAGAAAAAAGCUCCAACUCUGACUUCAACGCUCACCGCACGAAGCAAGGCUGCUUGUGGCCUGAGCAAAAAACCGAAGGAGCAAAUAGUCGAUAUUGAUGCUGCAGAUGUGAAUAAUGAUUUGGCAGCUGUCGAAUAUGUCGAAGAAAUAUACAAGUACUACAAGUCUGUUGAGAAUGAGAGCCGAGUUAACUAUUACAUUGAUUCACAACCUGAGAUAAACGAAAAAAUGAGAGCAAUUCUGAUUGAUUGGUUGAUCCAAGUACACCACAAAUUCGAGCUCUCACCAGAAACUCUUUACUUGACAAUCAACAUUGUUGAUCGGUAUCUAGCAACGAAGACUACAUUAAGGAAGGAACUGCAGUUGUUGGGCAUAAGUGCUAUGCUUAUAGCCUCUAAAUAUGAAGAAAUUUGGGCUCCUGAGGUUAACGAUUUAGUGUGCAUCUCAGACAGAGCUUAUUCUAAUGAGCAAGUAUUGGCUAUGGAAAAACGAAUUCUUGGUGAAUUGGAAUGGAACUUAACCGUUCCCACAUUAUAUGUGUUCCUCGUGCGCUUUAUCAAGGCUUCUUUGACUGAUUCCGAUGUGGAGAACGCAGUCUAUUUCUUGGCUGAGCUGGGAAUGAUGAACUACGUGACUCUCAUGUACUGUCCUUCAAUGAUUGCUGCCUCAGCAGUCUAUGCUGCUCGCUGCACCCUAAACAAGGCGCCCUUCUGGAACGAGACUCUUAAACUGCACACGGGUUUCUCAGAGUUGCAACUUACGAAUUGCGCUAAGCUGCUCGUUAGCUUCCAUUCGGUGGCUGCAGAACACAAUCUCAAGACGAUCUACAGAAAAUACUCAAGCGAGGAGCGAGGAGCUGUUGCACUCCUACCACCGGCUAAAUUUCUUACAGUUGCAUAGUGAAUUUUUUGGGGAUUCUUUGAUCAAUGGAUUAAAAAUGUGUGGCAAAAGAAGAAGAAUUUUAUUGUACAAUUAAUCCAUACCUUGGCAAUUCAUUUGAAUCAUUUCCGUACUUAGCAAUUUCUCUACACUUUUCCUUCA